Gossypium raimondii (Peruvian cotton) is the source of this 2618-nucleotide messenger RNA. Its product is annotated as uridine kinase-like protein 3. Gene Ontology annotation, molecular function: ATP binding; kinase activity. The record is from RefSeq and is a predicted model, not a curated record. The coding region runs from base 747 to 2204 and encodes 485 amino acids. Gene Ontology annotation, cellular component: cytoplasm. Lineage: Eukaryota; Viridiplantae; Streptophyta; Magnoliopsida; Malvales; Malvaceae. The transcript has 14 exons.
AUAUUAAAUUGUUUUUUGUUUUUUUUUCCGGGUAUUUUUAAUUCUUCCCAAAAGUGUUAGAUUUAUUUUUUACGUGUGCUUUUUCAUUGGUGAUUUUGAAGGGAGUAGAUAGAUUUUAGCUUCAGAUUAUUGGAUUAUUAUGUUAUAAUUGGGAGCUAAUACCAGUUCAUAUCUUGGUAAUUUUCACUUGAAUGCUGCUGAGUAUUACUCUAUUUUGUUGUAUGAGAGGUUUGAUUCACGUGGCUUACCAAAAAGUCGGUGCUUGUUUCUCGAUGUUUGUGAUUGACUGGAAGUACUUGGACAUAUGCUUUUGUUGUGUUAGUUUGCAGCAAUCAGUUCAGUUGAGUGUGAUCGGUAAUGUGGAAAAAUGGAGAAAGAAAGGAACUUUACUGGACUAGUUUCCACCAUGAUUCUACUUCUUAAUGAAUAUUCUGUGAUGGGAUCGCAAUGUGCAUGAAUCUUUUCUCUUUUUAAGUUGGUUGAAGUUGAAUUGUAAUCGUAAAAUCGAAAAAAAAGGGACAACUUUUAUGGGAUUUGGUAAUAAGCAGAGAACUUUGCUUUCCUGUGAAGUGAAGGGGAUUGCUGCAUCUAUGAAUGUUUUCUUUCUUCUUGGAAGGGAAGAGAAAAUUUACUAAGACAUGAAUCAAUCAAGCGGGUGUCCAUUCAGGAUUUAACUUCUAUCUUAUUUUUAUGAUCUCAUUUAUUUGUUUUCUUAACUUGUAAGUUUUAUGUAUAGGUCUUAGCAUAUGGGUUCUAACUCAGUUGAGGAUAUGAUAGAAGCCUCAUCUGGGGUCCACUUUUCUGGAUUCCAUAUGGAUGGUUUGGAGUCAAAAAUUAUUGAGAAGCCUACAACCUCACCGGGUGCUGAAAAUGUGCAUAAACAACCUUUUAUUAUUGGAGUUGCUGGGGGAGCAGCAUCAGGUAAGACUACAGUCUGCGAUAUGAUUAUUCAGCAACUUCAUGAUCAGCGUGUAGUAUUAGUUAAUCAGGAUUCCUUUUAUCACAAUCUCACUGAAGAGGAACUUGCUAGGGUUCAUGAAUACAACUUUGACCAUCCUGAUGCAUUUGACACAGAGAAAUUAUUAGAUUCUAUAGAAAACUUGAGGCAUGACCGAGCAGUAGAUAUUCCAAACUAUGAUUUCAAGAGUUAUAAAAGUAAUGCUUUUCCUGCAAGAAGGGUUAAUCCUUCAGAUGUUAUAAUUUUGGAAGGGAUACUCAUUUUUCAUGACCCUCGUGUGCGAGAGUUGAUGAACAUGAAGAUAUUUGUUGAUACAGAUGCUGAUGUACGUCUGGCUAGAAGAAUAAGGCGUGAUACUGUUGACAAAGGAAGAGAUAUCGGUGCAGUCCUUGAUCAGUAUUCAAAGUUUGUGAAGCCUGCCUUUGAUGACUUUAUACUUCCAACAAAGAAGUAUGCAGAUAUUAUCAUUCCCCGUGGGGGAGAUAAUCAUGUAGCAAUUGAUUUGAUUGUGCAACAUAUCAGGACAAAGCUUGGACAGCAUGAUCUUUGUAAAAUCUACUCAAAUUUAUAUGUCAUUCAAUCAACUUUUCAGAUACGGGGCAUGCAUACCCUCAUUCGUGAUUCUCUAACAACAAAACAUGACUUCGUUUUUUACUCUGAUCGGUUGAUUCGUCUGGUUGUUGAACAUGGGCUGGGACAUCUGCCUUUUACAGAAAAGCAAGUGAUCACUCCAACUGGGUCUGUAUAUACAGGUGUGGAUUUCUGUAAGAGGUUAUGUGGUGUUUCGGUUAUUAGGAGUGGUGAGAGUAUGGAGAAUGCGUUGCGAGCAUGCUGCAAAGGUAUCAAGAUUGGCAAAAUUCUUAUUCACAGGGAAGGUGACAAUGGUCAGCAGCUUAUUUAUGAAAAACUACCGCAAGACAUCUCAGAGAGGCAUGUACUGCUACUGGAUCCUAUCCUAGGCACAGGCAAUUCAGCUGUUCAAGCUAUUUCCUUGCUUAUAAAAAAGGGUGUACCAGAGUCCAACAUCAUAUUUCUCAAUCUCAUAUCUGCACCUCAGGGUGUACAUGUGGUGUGCAAAAGCUUCCCAAGAUUAAAGAUUGUAACGUCUGAGAUUGAAAUUGGUUUAAAUGAAGAUUUCCGAGUUGUCCCUGGUAUGGGUGAGUUUGGAGACCGAUAUUUUGGAACAGAUGAUGAUGAUAACCUGCACGCGGUGGCCCCUAUGCAAUUGUCCAAUCAGAGCCGCUGAAAUUUCAAUACCAAGAUGAUAUACUGCCUCAACUGGAGGGUUCAGCUAAGUAUGUUUUAGUCAUAAUGAACUUGGAAACAAUUUUGACUUAAUCAGACCUGGAGUUCCCAUAGUUGAAUUGUUAUUAUUAUCAUUAUUAUUUUUUGCCUUUUUUUUUCCCCUAAAAUCUUUGGAGUCACACACUAGGGCUGCCAUUUACAGAAUCCUUAUCAUCAGAUGAUAAUACUUGAAUGGUGUUAUAGGGAACUAGGGGGUAGUAGCCUAUUUCUUUUCUUUGAUGUUAUUAUAGGGGACUGGGGAGUAGAGUUGCAGGCACAAGUAGUUUUAUAGAAUGAUAAUUACAUGAUAUUUAUGUGUACUUUUAUAAACUCCGAUAGUUGAGUUCAAUAUAAUGAAAAUCCAGACUUCUUUCAA